ACAACACAACCAACCAUGAGUGACACACUUUUCUUUGCAACAACCCCAAAACGCAGCCGUUCCGACGAAACUGGCAGCGGCGAUGCCAAGAAAUUGUCAUCUGCUACCAACCGCCAUGACCCAGCUGCUGCACUUGCGAGUGCGCGGCACGAGUUUGGAGAACACGGCGGGGUUAACAUGUCGAUCGAGGCUUCCGCCACGUUCACGGUGAUGGAGCCAGAGACCAUGCGGCGGAUGUUCUCCGGAGAGCUUGGCCCCGACGGCGACUACUUUAUUUACAGCCGCCACUUUAACCCGACGGUGCUCAACCUCAGCCGUCUCAUGGCCGCCCUCGAGGGAACCGAAGCCGCCUACUGCACUGCCAGCGGCAUGUCCGCCAUCUCCGCCGUCCUCCUCCAGCUCUGCUCCAACGGCGGUCACAUUGUUGCCUCCCGAGCACUCUACGGCGGCACUCACGCCCUCCUCCGCCACUUCCUCCCUAGGGCGUGUAACAUUACGACGAGUUUCGUGGAUGUUGACGACGUGGAGAUGGUGGAGAAGGCUAUUGUGGAGGGGAAGACGAAGGUGCUGUACUUCGAGUCGGUGUCGAACCCAACGCUGAGGGUGGCGAACGUGCCGGAGCUGAGUAGGGUGGCGCACGGGAAAGGUGUGACGGUGGUGGUGGACAACACGUUCGCUCCGAUGGUGCUGUCUCCGGCAAGACUGGGUGCUGACGUGGUGGUUCAUAGUAUCUCCAAGUUUAUCAGUGGUGGGGCCGAUAUCAUUGCAGGGGUUGUGUGCGGGCCUGCAAGCCUAGUGAAUUCGAUGAUGGACCUCCACCAAGGGACCCUAAUGUUAUUGGGCCCAACAAUGAACCCAAAGGUGGCAUUCGAGCUCUCAGAGAGGAUCCCUCACUUGGGCCUAAGGAUGAAGGAGCAUUGCCACCGUGCACUUGUGUUUGCAACAAGGCUGAAAAAUCUGGGCUUCAAGGUCAUAUACCCAGGCCUUGAAGACCAUCCCCAUAAUGAGCUCUUGAAGUCAAUGUAUAACAAGGAGUAUGGGUUUGGUGGGCUUCUUUGCAUUGAUAUGGAGACAGAAGAGAGGGCCAACUGGCUCAUGCACCACUUGCAAAACCAUGGGCAAUUUGGGUUCAUGGCUGUGAGCUUAGGCUAUUAUGAGACCCUAAUGUCAUGCUCUGGGAGUAGCACAAGCAGUGAGAUGGAUCCUGAGGAGAGGGCCCUGGCUGGAAUCUCACCGGGCCUAGUUAGAAUGUCAGUGGGCUAUAUUGGGACCUUGGAGCAGAAGUGGAGUCAGCUUGAGAAGGCGCUUAUUAGACUCCAAGAACAUGGGCUAAACAAGAAUUGAAGCACUCUGCAUUAAUGUUUCACUGUUUUGUCACUUCUUUUAAUGCGAUAAUAAAGCUUGUGUUCAAGAUCAUACGUACAAAUAUGUUUAUGUUUAUAUUUUGAAUUUCGUCCAUUAAGACGUGGCAACUUUAACUUUUGUGUUAGGAUUGCUAAGAGUAGCGUGAAAUCGAAUUUAUUCUGGUAUAGAUUUGACUCUAAAUAUUCACCUGC
Arachis ipaensis is the source of this 1556-nucleotide messenger RNA. RefSeq names its product methionine gamma-lyase. Gene Ontology annotation, biological process: transsulfuration. Gene Ontology annotation, molecular function: pyridoxal phosphate binding; carbon-sulfur lyase activity. The record is from RefSeq and is a predicted model, not a curated record. Gene Ontology annotation, cellular component: cytoplasm. Lineage: Eukaryota; Viridiplantae; Streptophyta; Magnoliopsida; Fabales; Fabaceae.